Sander lucioperca (pikeperch) is the source of this 3597-nucleotide messenger RNA. RefSeq names its product chondroitin sulfate N-acetylgalactosaminyltransferase 2 (gene csgalnact2). Gene Ontology annotation, cellular component: Golgi cisterna membrane. Gene Ontology annotation, molecular function: glucuronosyl-N-acetylgalactosaminyl-proteoglycan 4-beta-N-acetylgalactosaminyltransferase activity. The transcript has 9 exons. The record is from RefSeq and is a predicted model, not a curated record. Bases 336 to 1955 code for a protein of 539 amino acids. Lineage: Eukaryota; Metazoa; Chordata; Actinopteri; Perciformes; Percidae.
UUGACCGGAAGUCGACUGUGACCCACUCUUUUCUCUUUGCUCCGUGGCAUUUUGCAACACAGGCUGCCAGCUGCUGCUGGGUUUACACUAAACCCACGGCUGUGAGUACAGGGGGAAUGGACAAAGACGGAAUUAGGUGAUUAUCUCAUGGAUGUACACAGGACAGAUGUAAGAAGAUACUGAUAGGUUGGAGCCAGGAAACAGGACCUUCCCAGUAAAAUGACAUAAAGGCCCUUCCAAACCUCUACGAUGAUGUGCAGAAGCACAUUGUAGGUAAUGUGAUCAGAGGGGAAAGGGAAUGCAGACUUGCCAGCUAUAGCUUGUAUGUGAGCGUAAUGCCCAGGCGGGGGUUGCCGCUUCAGGGCCGGGUCCGCUGGCUCUUUCUGGGCUUGUUCCUGCUGCUGGUGCUGCUGCUGUUUGCAUACCUGCUGGAGUGCACCCCUCCAGCAGACGUCAGCCUGGCGCUGCCCGGCCUGGCAGGGGAGAGCUACGGGAAGGAGUACUACCAGGCCCUGCUGCAGGAACAGGAGGAGCGCCACCUAAACCGCGCCGCCAGUCUCAAGCGCCAGAUUGCCCAGCUCAAGCAGGAGCUGCAGGAAAUGGGUGAGAAGCUAAAGGUCCUGCAGGACAAGAAGGAGCUCCCUGGGGUGCAGGGCCUGGCCGAGACUAAAGACCAAGAGCCGGGAGAUCUGCUGGAGUACCUGCACUCCCAGAUCGACAAGGCUGAGGUCAACACGGGGGCACGCCUCCCCAGCGAGUAUGCCCUGGUGCCCUUCGAGAGUUUCACCUCGUCCAAGGUAUACCAGCUGGAGAUGGGGCUGACGCGGCACCCAGAGGAGAAACCUGUCCGCAAAGACCGCAGGGACGAGCUGGUGGAGGUCGUGGAGGCUGCGCUGGACAUCAUCAACAACCCUGAUGAGGAGGACGGCGUGGAGGAAGACAUGCCCAUGCAGAGACAAACCUACACAGAGGGUCACUUUACGGAAGGACUGUACAGGACCGAGCGAGACAAAGGGACACUUUACGAACUCUUCUUCGCCAAAGAGGAUUCCAGCAGCUUCCGCCAUGUCACGCUCUUCAGACCUUUUGGUCCCUUAAUGAAAGUCAGGAGCACAUCUGUAGAAACAUCAGCAAUGAUUAUUAACAUCAUUGUGCCGCUGGCGGGCAGAAUAGAAACUUUCUCACAGUUCUUGCACAACUUCAGGGAGGUGUGCAUACAGCAGGACAGGCGAAUACAUCUCACGGUGGUGUAUUUUGGGCCGGAAGGCCUCCAGGAGGUGAAAUCAUCUUUGGAAAAAAUGUCAAGCGAGGAGAGCUUCUCCAAUUACACUCUGAUCCCAGUGGAAGAAGAGUUUUCCCGAGGUCGGGGUCUGGAUAUCGGAGCCCACGCCUGGAAGAAAGGCGACGUCUUAAUGUUUUUUUGUGACGUCGACAUCCAUUUCACACUCGAGUUCCUUAACACCUGUCGUCUCCACGCCGCUCCCAAUAAGAAAGUCUUCUAUCCAGUGGUGUUCAGUCUGUACAAUCCUGCCAUAGUCUAUGGAAAUGUGGAGCUGGCUCCACCUACUGAACUCCAACUGAUUCACAAAAAAGAUGCUGGAUUCUGGAGAGAUUUUGGCUUUGGGAUGACGUGUCAGUAUCGUUCCGAUUUCCUAAAUAUCGGUGGGUUCGAUCUUGAAGUCAAAGGCUGGGGCGUGGAAGACGUCCACUUGUACAGGAAGUAUCUGAGGAGCGAAGUGAUAGUGAUUCGGACGCCAGUGUCCGGUCUCUUCCACCUGUGGCACGAGAAGCAGUGUGCAGACGAGCUGACGCCGGAGCAGUACCGCAUGUGCAUCCAGUCCAAAGCCAUGAACGAGGCGUCCCACUCUCACCUGGGCAUGCUGGUUUUCCGCGACGAGAUCGAGGCUCACCUCCGCAAGCAGGCCUUCAAGACUCAGAGCAAAACCGAGGACUGAGCGAGCCUCCACAUAUACCCAUCACCAUUCCAACGUUAAGACUGCAAGGUGCUGACUUAUCGCACUACAGCAAAAGACACGUUUACAUGGAUCUUUCUGCAUUUCACUGCACAGCUGUAGACAAAUGAAUGUACAAAAACAAACAUUGAUCGAUGUGACACUUCACAACAUGGUACAACAGCAGUAUAAAACACAGAUAAACAAUCAUAUGUUACGUAUCGGAAUCAAUUCAGUAAGCAUGCCGCUAUUUGGAAAACCUAACUUGUCAUUAAGCCAUCCUACCUGCUUCAAUAACACACAGCACCUGACAUGAGCAACCCGUUUAUACUCCAUUUAUACCUUCUCUUCUGCUUAACUACAUUUCACUGCUCAAUGUGACCAUAGCCAUGUGAUUUUCUGCAUCCCUAAAAAAUACCAAACGAGCAAAUACAAGCAGCUGUUGAUGCGUAGAGGGGCGUUUAACAGUUAACUAAAAGCUAACAAGUCCAACUAUUUAUUUACUAUUGACAAAAGGAAAUAUAAGAAGGUGCACUUUGUUAAAAUGGAGGUUAAAAAAUGCAAGUUGACUGCACAAAAACAAGACCUUUCUACUGCUUCCCAGCCUUCUGCCAGUUGAGGAUCAAAAGCAAUUUACAAUCUUUGCUUUAACAGUAUAUUGGCAGUUGUGUGUGUGUGUGUAGACGUUCUGUUCUGUUAGUAUUAUAUUUAUCGGUUGUUACAGACUGGCAACGUGGUAAAAAAAAGGGAAUUUUUUUUUUGUGUUUAAUGUGACAAUCGGUCACUAUCUUCCUUUGCUGAUGACAGCUUCCAAGUGAUCAGUUUAACAGAGAAGCAUGUUAAAUAGUUAAGAGCCAGGAGCAUGCAGUGCUAUAUAUUAGGUCUAUGUGGACCAGUGUUAUUGUCUAAAAACAUUCUAUUACAUUAUUAAGAUUUGUCAUUUAUGCCCAGUGAGAAUGACACAUUAUGAUUCCUAAUACUGGACUGAGUUUGAAUGUUACAGCCCGCUCUUGUAAAUAUUUUUCUAAUAUUUCUUUGUUUUACACUUGUGAGUUGAAUACUUUUGUCGUACGUGCCUACACGCUAAACGUGACAUGAAAUGUAUAUAUUUUUUUUUUUUUAUUCCAUCUCAUAAUGAGAGAGGAUGCGACCGUUGAACAGCUCAGUCAGAGGUCCGAGGCGUGAUGGAACAGGACCGCUGUCAGAACGAAGCAGGUUAUUCUUGCAUCUUAUCCUGUAAUCAUUUUUAAAUCAAUGUCUUUGCUAAUAUUACAGCUUUUUGUAGAUAGUGUUACAGUGUCCUCGCCCUGCCAGAGAAAUGUUACAUUCAAGAAUUUACAACAAUUCAAACAGAAAGAACCCAUGCAAGGAAAUGAUUUAUUUUGAAAUUUUGGCUAUUAAAUAAAACUUACAGAAGGCUGCAUUAACUGCUGCUAAGUCAUAGUCAUUUCUGCUGUUAGCAUUUGAUUUGAUGAUACAUAGAGUAAACUUAGUUAUAUAAUUUAUACUAUAAAAAUGUAAUAUCAAACAUGUCAAGUGUCUUUGAAUCUACAAGCUCAUUUGUAUGUUUCUUAAUUUAAGACAAAUGGCAUAAUACAAUUGUAUUAUUCAUCUGUAUACAAUAAACUACAUGAAUAGAAAAAGA